AUUAAUCUCUUCACUAUACACCCCAGUCUAUUAAUUUCUUAACAAUUCCACAUAUCUAAUUAAAUCCUAAAUGACGUUUACUAAACCAUUAAUCGCGUUUCACUGUACCACGUUUAGAUUAAUCUACUUGUAAAACGUUGACCACACUUUAAUUAGACCUUCUUAGUGAGAAAGAGGGUUUCAAAUUAAACCCUAAAUAUUUCUUUUGUCAAAUCGUUUUGAUUCACUUCUUCUCGUUUUGGUUCGUUGUUGUUAAAGCCAAUCAGCCAUCUUCGGAAGUUUUAGAGAUUAGAGUCAUCGCCGUGAUUUUUCUCCAGGGAUUGCAGCAACUUAUUAAAGGAAUUAAAGGAAAACGUAGGGAUUGCGGCAACUCCGAAAGAAAUGACUGACGAAGUAGAAAUUGAUCCAGAGGAUAUGCUUUAUAAUGAGAGUGAUGAGUCUAGUGAUGAAGAGAGUGACAAAAGACGUGAUGAGGAGGGUGACAAAGGACGUGAUGAGGAGGGUGACAAAGGGAGUGAUGAAUCUAGUAAUGAAGAGAGUGAUAAUGUGAUUGCAGAUGAAGAAGAACAUGAAGAUAAUGGGGAAAAGAAGACUAGAAAAGGUAAAAAGAAGGAAGAGGAGAGUGAAGAUGUAUUGGAGCGUGAUGAGUAUGAAGUGCAGGAAUCAGUAGCCAAAUUUGUUGAUGAGAUUAGAAUUGCCCGAAAUACAAUCCCAGAAAGCUCAGAUGAAGAUGAGGAUCCGAUUGUGGUGAGAGAUAGAAGAAUCAAAAGGGGAAGAGGAAGUGAUAGAUUCGCAAUUGGAGAUGCUUUCUUAACCGGUGUUGAGUUCAAAGAAGCUAUUUUGGACUACGCAUUGAAAACAGGACAGAAUGUGGUUCAAGAAAGGUGGGAGAAGGACAAAAUUUCGUUUAAAUGUGGGAUGAAUGGAAAAUGCUUGUGGAGGGUUUAUUGCUCUUAUGAUGAGCCGAGGCAACUGUAUUUGGUGAAGACAGUUUAUGCAUG
Messenger RNA from Arabidopsis lyrata subsp. lyrata, 1001 nucleotides. RefSeq names its product YTH domain-containing protein 1-like. The record is from RefSeq and is a predicted model, not a curated record. NCBI's taxonomy places the organism in Eukaryota, Viridiplantae, Streptophyta, Magnoliopsida, Brassicales, Brassicaceae. The annotation marks the transcript as partial. The transcript has 3 exons.